Rhodotorula graminis WP1 is the source of this 657-nucleotide messenger RNA. RefSeq names its product 60S ribosomal protein I1-a. Gene Ontology annotation, biological process: translation. Lineage: Eukaryota; Fungi; Basidiomycota; Microbotryomycetes; Sporidiobolales; Sporidiobolaceae. Gene Ontology annotation, molecular function: structural constituent of ribosome; RNA binding. Gene Ontology annotation, cellular component: large ribosomal subunit. The transcript has 6 exons. The coding region runs from base 1 to 657 and encodes 218 amino acids. The record is from RefSeq and is a predicted model, not a curated record.
AUGGCCUCCAAGAUCAGCGUUAGCAGCGUGCGCAACAGCAUCAAGACGAUCCUUGACGAGUCGGCCGGCGAGAAGAAGCGCAACUUCGUCGAGACCAUCGAGCUCCAGAUCGGCCUCAAGAACUACGACCCGCAGCGCGACAAGCGUUUCUCGGGCACGAUCAAGCUCCCCAACAUCCCGCGUCCCCGCAUGUCGAUCUGCAUUCUCGCCGACGCCGCCGACAUCGACCGCGCCAAGCUCAUCGAGCUCGAGUACAUGUCGGUUGACGACCUCAAGAAGCUCAACAAGAACAAGAAGCUCGUCAAGAAGCUCGCCAAGAAGUACGACGCGUUCCUCGCCUCGGAGGCCCUCAUCAAGCAGAUCCCGCGUCUGCUCGGUCCGGGUCUCUCCAAGGCCGGCAAGUUCCCGACCCCCAUCUCGCACGGUGAGGACCUCGGCAACAAGGUCGCUGAGGUCCGCUCGACGAUCAAGUUCCAGCUCAAGAAGGUCCUCUGCCUCGGUGUCGCCAUCGGCCACGUCGAGAUGGACCAGGAGCAGAUCCUCGCCAACACCAUGCUCGCGAUCAACUUCCUCAUCUCGCUCCUCAAGAAGCACUGGCAGAACGUCAAGUCCCUCAACCUCAAGUCGUCGAUGGGCAAGCCCCAGCGCCUCUUCUAA